CGCGUUGAGGCCCCUAGUGGGACAACUGGACGCGGAACAGCGUACACGUACGCCACAAAUGACCCUUCGGGCCCAAGGACGACAUGGUCUGAGAGAUUGACUCAAAACCCCUUGGCCGUGAUGUUCGUGCAUGGCGCUUCCGGCUACGACCUGCGCGAUUGCCGACACCCCCAGUAAGGUGGGGGACAUAUAUAUUGUGGCUACCUUGCGUAUCCUUCUGUCCUACCUCGCCAGCGCGCCAUAGAGUGCUCCCCGAAGCCACCAUCGAAUCUCUAUGUCCUCCGUGCGAGCCGCUAUUGUGACAGGAGCUGCUCGGGGCAUCGGCCGUGCUAUCGCCCUGCAACUCGCAGCCGAUGGCCUCGACAUCGCGUUGAAUGAUUUGCCUUCUAAUAAGGACCAACUGGACCAAGUACGCGCCGAGGUCGAGGCGAAGGGCAGACGAGCUAUCGUCGUCACUGGCGAUGUGUCCUCCGAGCCGGAUGUUCAACGCAUUGUGGACGAGACUGCAGACUAUUUCGGGAGAUUGGAUGUCAUGGUCGCAAACGCCGGAGUCAUGGUCGUCAAGCCGGUCAUUGAUACAUCGGUCGAAGAUUGGCACAAGGCCCACAAUGUCAACGGCCUAGGCACCUUCCUCUGCUACAAGCAUGCCGCCAUAAAGAUGCGGCAGCUUGGCAACAAAAGCGGACGCAUCAUCGGCGCAUCCUCAGUCGCGGGCAAGAUGGGUGAACCCUUUGCGAGCAUAUACUGUCAGACCAAGUUUGGUAUACGUGGCUUGACGCAGGCGCUCGCAUGUGAAAUAUCGCAUACCGGCAUCACCGUGAACUGCUAUUGUCCAGGCGCCGUCGAUACCGUCAUGCUGCGCGAACUGGCCUAUGGGGCCGGCGGUGUGGAACCUUUCUAUGCCAUCGAAAGCACGAAGUCCAGGGUGGGAUAUCUCGGUGUACCCGAGGAUGUCGCGAACGUGGUGUCCUUCCUGGCAUCCCCCGCAUCUCAUUUUAUUACCGGCCAAUCGAUCAACGUGAAUGGCGGCCGAUUCAUGGAAUAGAGAAGGCGGGCGUAUGGCAGGAACAUGUCCUUUAUGGUCCUUCGCGUCUGUGUAUGUCGAAUCGCAUCGAACAAAGGGCCAGCGCGGAUGUCGUGAC
Messenger RNA from Schizophyllum commune H4-8, 1142 nucleotides. Its product is annotated as NAD(P)-binding protein. Gene Ontology annotation, molecular function: oxidoreductase activity, acting on the CH-OH group of donors, NAD or NADP as acceptor. The record is from RefSeq and is a predicted model, not a curated record. Bases 275 to 1045 code for a protein of 256 amino acids. The transcript is spliced from 10 exons. NCBI's taxonomy places the organism in Eukaryota, Fungi, Basidiomycota, Agaricomycetes, Agaricales, Schizophyllaceae.